AUGGAACACAACUUCAGGAGGAGGAGGCCGUCAAUUGCUAUUGCAUUACCCCACUCUGUGAAAAACAUUGACUCCAUUCCAGGUCUGGUGGUCUGCACCAACUCUUGCGUUAAAAUCGCCAAGAAGGAUGAGUUUCUCAACUUUGGGACUGCUGUGAUGAGGGCUUCGAGCUCUUCACAGAACUUGUCCUUCACCUCCUCAGAGUUAGUCCUGGUGGUUCCUCCAACAACAGUCGCUGUUACAACAAGAGCAGCAAGCACAACCAUUGAAACAACAACUGAGGUGGUGUGUGAUGAAAACCUGGACAGAUCCAAUGAAGUGUCUGUGAGCAGAACUACUGAGAGUGGUGCCUCUAUUGGUCCAGAAGACGCAUGGAGGCCAAGCAGCCCUCCUAACCCAUCAAUGCCAUACUCAGGGUCCUCCUUGAGGGUGACUUUUACUCCAAGAGUUAAUGUGACAUCUGUCACAAUCCACAAGGAUAGUGGAAACUCUGGACUAACUGAGGUGGCAUUUAAAUUCAAACCAUAUGAGAGGACUGACCUGAUACCCCUAUUGAACCCAGAAGGUUCAUCGGUAUUUGUGGGCACUUUUGGACAAAAGAUUCUACUUUCUGAUGGCCCGCUAUCCAUGGUGGAGGUGGAAGUCUACAUCAUCAAUCCAGACGCCAAUGACAACUUCUUUGUGGUAUUUAACGGCUGUGCACUUCCUGUCCCUCCAACUACAGUAGCUGUUCCAACAACUACAGCAGCAAGCACAACCAUUGAAACAACAACUGAGGUGGUGUGUGAUGAAAACCUGGACAGAUCCAAUGAAGUGUCUGUGAGCAGAACUACUGAGAGUGGUGCCUCUAUUGGUCCAGAAGACGCAUGGAGGCCAAGCAGCCCUCCUAACCCAUCAAUGCCAUACUCAGGGUCCUCCUUGAGGGUGACUUUUACUCCAAGAGUUAAUGUGACAUCUGUCACAAUCCACAAGGAUAGUGGAAACUCUGGACUAACUGAGGUGGCAUUUAAAUUCAAACCAUAUGAGAGGACUGACCUGAUACCCCUAUUGAACCCAGAAGGUUCAUCGGUAUUUGUGGGCACUUUUGGACAAAAGAUUCUACUUUCUGAUGGCCCGCUAUCCAUGGUGGAGGUGGAAGUCUACAUCAUCAAUCCAGACGCCAAUGACAACUUCUUUGUGGUAUUUAACGGCUGUGCACUUCCUGUCCCUCCAACUACAGUAGCUGUUCCAACAACUACAGCAGCAAGCACAACCAUUGAAACAACAACUGAGGUGGUGUGUGAUGAAAACCUGGACAGAUCCAAUGAAGUGUCUGUGAGCAGAACUACUGAGAGUGGUGCCUCUAUUGGUCCAGAAGACGCAUGGAGGCCAAGCAGCCCUCCUAACCCAUCAAUGCCAUACUCAGGGUCCUCCUUGAGGGUGACUUUUACUCCAAGAGUUAAUGUGACAUCUGUCACAAUCCACAAGGAUAGUGGAAACUCUGGACUAACUGAGGUGGCAUUUAAAUUCAAACCAUAUGAGAGGACUGACCUGAUACCCCUAUUGAACCCAGAAGGUUCAUCGGUAUUUGUGGGCACUUUUGGACAAAAGAUUCUACUUUCUGAUGGCCCGCUAUCCAUGGUGGAGGUGGAAGUCUACAUCAUCAAUCCAGACGCCAAUGACAACUUCUUUGUGGUAUUUAACGGCUGUGCACUUCCUGUCCCUCCAACUACAGUAGCUGUUCCAACAACUACAGCAGCAAGCACAACCAUUGAAACAACAACUGAGGUGGUGUGUGAUGAAAACCUGGACAGAUCCAAUGAAGUGUCUGUGAGCAGAACUACUGAGAGUGGUGCCUCUAUUGGUCCAGAAGACGCAUGGAGGCCAAGCAGCCCUCCUAACCCAUCAAUGCCAUACUCAGGGUCCUCCUUGAGGGUGACUUUUACUCCAAGAGUUAAUGUGACAUCUGUCACAAUCCACAAGGAUAGUGGAAACUCUGGACUAACUGAGGUGGCAUUUAAAUUCAAACCAUAUGAGAGGACUGACCUGAUACCCCUAUUGAACCCAGAAGGUUCAUCGGUAUUUGUGGGCACUUUUGGACAAAAGAUUCUACUUUCUGAUGGCCCGCUAUCCAUGGUGGAGGUGGAAGUCUACAUCAUCAAUCCAGACGCCAAUGACAACUUCUUUGUGGUAUUUAACGGCUGUGCACUUCCUGUCCCUCCAACUACAGUAGCUGUUCCAACAACUACAGCAGCAAGCACAACCAUUGAAACAACAACUGAGGUGGUGUGUGAUGAAAACCUGGACAGAUCCAAUGAAGUGUCUGUGAGCAGAACUACUGAGAGUGGUGCCUCUAUUGGUCCAGAAGACGCAUGGAGGCCAAGCAGCCCUCCUAACCCAUCAAUGCCAUACUCAGGGUCCUCCUUGAGGGUGACUUUUACUCCAAGAGUUAAUGUGACAUCUGUCACAAUCCACAAGGAUAGUGGAAACUCUGGACUAACUGAGGUGGCAUUUAAAUUCAAACCAUAUGAGAGGACUGACCUGAUACCCCUAUUGAACCCAGAAGGUUCAUCGGUAUUUGUGGGCACUUUUGGACAAAAGAUUCUACUUUCUGAUGGCCCGCUAUCCAUGGUGGAGGUGGAAGUCUACAUCAUCAAUCCAGACGCCAAUGACAACUUCUUUGUGGUAUUUAACGGCUGUGCACUUCCUGUCCCUCCAACUACAGUAGCUGUUCCAACAACUACAGCAGCAAGCACAACCAUUGAAACAACAACUGAGGUGGUGUGUGAUGAAAACCUGGACAGAUCCAAUGAAGUGUCUGUGAGCAGAACUACUGAGAGUGGUGCCUCUAUUGGUCCAGAAGACGCAUGGAGGCCAAGCAGCCCUCCUAACCCAUCAAUGCCAUACUCAGGGUCCUCCUUGAGGGUGACUUUUACUCCAAGAGUUAAUGUGACAUCUGUCACAAUCCACAAGGAUAGUGGAAACUCUGGACUAACUGAGGUGGCAUUUAAAUUCAAACCAUAUGAGAGGACUGACCUGAUACCCCUAUUGAACCCAGAAGGUUCAUCGGUAUUUGUGGGCACUUUUGGACAAAAGAUUCUACUUUCUGAUGGCCCGCUAUCCAUGGUGGAGGUGGAAGUCUACAUCAUCAAUCCAGACGCCAAUGACAACUUCUUUGUGGUAUUUAACGGCUGUGCACUUCCUGUCCCUCCAACUACAGUAGCUGUUCCAACAACUACAGCAGCAAGCACAACCAUUGAAACAACAACUGAGGUGGUGUGUGAUGAAAACCUGGACAGAUCCAAUGAAGUGUCUGUGAGCAGAACUACUGAGAGUGGUGCCUCUAUUGGUCCAGAAGACGCAUGGAGGCCAAGCAGCCCUCCUAACCCAUCAAUGCCAUACUCAGGGUCCUCCUUGAGGGUGACUUUUACUCCAAGAGUUAAUGUGACAUCUGUCACAAUCCACAAGGAUAGUGGAAACUCUGGACUAACUGAGGUGGCAUUUAAAUUCAAACCAUAUGAGAGGACUGACCUGAUACCCCUAUUGAACCCAGAAGGUUCAUCGGUAUUUGUGGGCACUUUUGGACAAAAGAUUCUACUUUCUGAUGGCCCGCUAUCCAUGGUGGAGGUGGAAGUCUACAUCAUCAAUCCAGACGCCAAUGACAACUUCUUUGUGGUAUUUAACGGCUGUGCACUUCCUGAGCGGACUACAACAACUGCCCCGUCUACAUCUGGCCCCACUACAACAUCACCAGUUUGUCAGUAUCCAUUGCUGAUGGAUCCGGAUGGGCAGAUUGCACGAAAUAUUUCAUUCACCGAUGGCAACAUACCAGUGGACAACAAUGACCCAUCACUGGGGUUGCUCAAUGGAACAGCAUGGACUUUUACUGCAGAACAUGGUUUGAUUAAAGUGCAGUUUGACGAGCUUCGUAGAUUGACUGCUGUCACUGUUAUUGAUACGGGAGAUGGUCAACAAGUGGAGGACUUAAUAGUGCACUUGAUAUACAGAAAUACUGUCUCUGGUAAUUUACAGUAUGUGGAGUCCUUGGAUGGAGAUGAGACCUUUUCAGUGGAUCGGGAGACACCAACAGUCCAAAAGUUUAAAGACAGUGUGGUUACGGAUGAGGUAUAUGUGUACAUCUACAACUCAAGUCACAUUCCAAAAGUGCGCGUCGAGAUUUAUGGAUGCCCACUCAUAACUCAACCGACAUCAGCACAACCAACAACAACAAGAGAGGUAGUUGUAACUACAACUGAAGUUGUAACCACGGUCAUCACUACAACAGCUGAGCAAACGACCACUGAGAUAACAGUGACACCCUAUAGCACAACAGUGACACAAUAUUGUCAGACUGGAUCCACUCUAAUACCAAAUGAAUGCCAAACCUGUGUCUGUGAAAACAACACAUAUUAUUGCUACAAAGAUUGCCACAAGACCUGUCAGCCGGGAGAACAACGUGUUGAAUAUGAUGAUCCUGAUAGGUGCUGUGAGUGUGUACCAACAACAACACCAAUACUGACAACAAUACCAAUUAGCACAACAGAAGUGUGCAUGGACCCAUACCAUCAUGGUGAGCCUACAUGCUGCAUGCAUGUUGUGGUGUGCACAGUUCCACCUGUGUACUCAGGAUCAGAAUACUGCAAUGCCUGCAAACCACCCAAGGUCUUCAACGGUACUCAUUGCGUCCUGCCACCAGAAUGCCUUUGCUAUGAUGAAAGUGGUUAUCACAAGCCUGGUGAUAAGUGGGAUGACCCAAAUCUAAACUGCAGUGAGUGUAUCUGCUUCAAUAAUUCCAUCCCCUGUUUUCCUGAGACCUGCCCAACAGUGACUUGCCAGGAGCCCAUUACUUUAGAUGGGGAGUGCUGUCCAUAUUGUCCAGAAUCGACGAUGUCUGUAUAUACCACACCAGGCCAGACCACGGUUUAUUCCGGUUGUUACAUUGCAGAGGAGGAUAGAUAUGUAGGGUUGCAUGAAAUUGUCUAUCGUGGCGAUUGUGACAUAUGUUACUGCAAUGUGACUGGACUGGAGUGUCAAAGGGGACACUGUAACAUAAAGGACUGUCCUCCGAAUCAUUACGUGCACUAUUUUGGGGACUGUUGCGAAUGCCGUCCAGUACCAACAGUCAAGCCUACCACAACCUCUCCAGUGUGCUUUGAACCUUAUGAGUACCGGGAGCAGUGUAGUUGUAUACGGACCUGUGCUGAUCUGGAUGGGGACUGUGUGCCACAGGGAUGCCAAUAUGAGUGUGUCUGCCCACCUGGCUAUGUGGAGAAAUCUGAGGGAGAAUGUGUCCUCCAAGAUGACUGCCCAUGUGUUGACGACCAAGGAAACAGCUAUGAGAAUGGGGAAAGUUGGAACAAGAACACAUGUAUCAACUGUACAUGCACUAAUAGGACAGUGAUCUGCGAUAAACACUGCGGUGUAACAUGUCAACCAGAUGAAAACCUGAUCAAUCCAGACGGUGAAGCAUGCUGCUUCUGUGAACCAAAAUGCACUGGAUGCUUCUAUGAAGUUGAUGGGAGCUGCCAUGAGGUCAAUGAGACUUGGCAUGAUGACUGCAGCACGUGUACAUGCCAGCAACGGACAAAUGAACUGUACCUUCAUUGCGUUAAAAUCGAAUGUGGGGAACUCAUCUGCCCAGAAGGUUACAAACUGGUACAUGAUCCGGGUGAAUGCUGUCCAAAGUGUGUCAAGGAUCCUUGUCCAGGCGAGUUUCUGUGCAACUCCACCUACUGUAUCCCUAUCGAGUGGAGGUGUGAUGGGCAAGAGGACUGUGACGAUGGUAGCGAUGAAGAGGACUGUGCAACUACUGCACCACCGCCCACUACCGUUGCACCUACAACAAUCGCCACCACCACACCACCGCCCACUGCAACAUCACCCAGUUCCACAACAAUCAAGGGAACACCACCACCUCCAAAUCCGACUUGUCCGAUGGGCCUGAAACCUGCUGACUGCAACAUACCCUGUCAACAGCGUGCAUGCAUAGAUGGUAACUGCUACAGGACUGAAGUAACUGAUCCGAUCAGCCAGAUUACCAUAUGCUGUGAUUGCAUGCCUGGAACAGUGUAUAACGGGACCGAGUGUGUACCACCGAAGGACUGCCCUUGUCUCGAUGAAAAUGGUCAACUCAGACAGCCUGAAGAAGAAUGGGAUAGCAACCAAGAGUGUGAAAAAUGCCGAUGCCUAUUCAACAAUAUCACAUGUUACCCAGAUACAACUUCACCAAGGUGUAGGCUAACAACCUCAGCACCAUCAACCACAACUACAAGGACAACCAUUCUUUCCAGCACAGAGCAUGAAGUAACUACAACCACAACAGAACUUGUUACAACCAUUACUCCUGUGUACUGUAACUACGACAUGGACAAGAUUCCUGAAUUGAAUGUUUCACGGUAUGCAUCCAACAACCCAUCAGAAAUAAUUCCAGCGGACCAGCCUUGGACAUCCACUGCACCAUUUGGUCCUAGCUUGAUCAUAGUCUUUUCUAAGCCUUCCCGGAUCAACCAGCUGGAAUUCACGACCACCUCUGGUGCCCUUGUUGUAGUAAAGAUCGGUGUAAUAUACCAACCAGACUCCACAGUGGUGGAUAAGUAUUUGUUUGGUGGAAGUAAUGAAAUAGUGAACUCAGGGGAGAGACUUGAUAUACCAGACCAACCAGAAGAUGUUUCUAUUUAUGCCAUCAAGAUAAUAUUCUCGACCUCAGAAUCGCAAACUAUUGAUUUGUUUGGCUGCAAUGUGGAAGUUUCAACAACCAUUUCUGUGACAACUACAUCUCCUUCUACAACCAUACAGGAAAUUACAACACCACAAAGAGACUGUGGUCCGAGAUGCGAAUGUGAUGUGAAUUGUGAUGGUGUUAUCAUGGAUCCCGCCUGCCCGCCAGUAGUUCCAGAAAGUUGUCAAGGUUGCUUCUGCCCAGUUGGUACACAGAGGCGUGGGGACUACUGCGUUCGUCGACCACCUCGAGAGCAGUGUCUUACAACUCCUCUAGUCAGCACCACAACAGGAAUUGAAAGUACCACUGCACCACCGUCAACGACACGUGCACCAAGUACCACUGCACCACCGUCAACGACACGUGCACCAAGUACCACUGCACCACCGUCAACGACACGCGCACCAAGUACAACUGCACCGCCGUCAACGACACGCGCACCAAGUACAACUGCACCGCCGUCAACGACACGCGCACCAAGUACCACUGUACCACAGUCAACGACACGCGCACCAAGUACAACUGCACCACCGUCAACGACACGCGCACCAAGUACAACUGUACCACCGUCAACGACACGCGCACCAAGUACCACUGUACCACAGUCAACGACACGCGCACCAAGUACAACUGCACCACCGUCAACGACACGCGCACCAAGUACAACUGUACCACCGUCAACGACACGCGCACCAAGUACCACUGUACCACAGUCAACGACACGCGCACCAAGUACCACUGCACCACCGUCAACGACACGCGCACCAAGUACCACUGCACCACCGUCAACAACACGCGCACCAAGUACCACUGUACCACCGUCAACGACACGCGCACCAAGUACCACUGCACCAUCGUCAACAACACGUGCACCAAGUACCACUGCACCACCGUCAACAACACGUGCACCAAGUACCACUGCACCACCGUCAACAACACGCGCACCAAGUACCACUGCACCACCGUCAACGACACGCGCACCAAGUACAACUGUACCACCGUCAACGACACGCGCACCAAGUACCACUGUACCACCGUCAACGACACGCGCACCAAGUACAACUGCACCACCGUCAACGACACGCGCACCAAGUACAACUGUACCACCGUCAACGACACGCGCACCAAGUACCACUGUACCACAGUCAACGACACGCGCACCAAGUACAACUGCACCACCGUCAACGACACGCGCACCAAGUACAACUGUACCACCGUCAACGACACGCGCACCAAGUACCACUGUACCACAGUCAACGACACGCGCACCAAGUACCACUGCACCACCGUCAACGACACGCGCACCAAGUACCACUGCACCACCGUCAACAACACGCGCACCAAGUACCACUGUACCACCGUCAACGACACGCGCACCAAGUACCACUGCACCAUCGUCAACAACACGUGCACCAAGUACCACUGCACCACCGUCAACAACACGUGCACCAAGUACCACUGUACCACAGUCAACGACACGUGCACCAAGUACCACUGUACCACCGUCAACGACACGCGCACCAAGUACAACUGUACCACCGUCAACGACACGCGCACCAAGUACCACUGUACCACCGUCAACGACACGCGCACCAAGUACCACUGCACCACCGUCAACGACACGCGCACCAAGUACCACUGCACCACCGUCAACGACACGCGCACCAAGUACAACUGUACCACCGUCAACGACACGCGCACCAAGUACCACUGCACCACCGUCAACGACACGCGCACCAAGUACAACUGUACCACCGUCAACGACACGCGCACCAAGUACCACUGCACCACCGUCAACGACACGUGCACCAAGUACCACUGCACCACCGUCAACAACUGUUCGCCUUACUACCACAAUUGCACCAACAACAACUUACACUUGUGAUGAGCAGUGUGUCUGCGAUUUCAAUUGCCUUGGACAAGUAGAGAAUGACAGUUGUCCCAGCAAUGUUCCACAGGAGUGCAUAAGAUGUACCUGUCCUCCACCGACCCAGAGAUAUCAGCAUUACUGUGUCCGCCCACCUUCGCCAGAUUCAUGCAGGACAACUGCACCAAGUACCACUGCACCACCAACCACCCUUAUCACCACAGCAGCACCAACCACAACUGGAGUACCCUUCACCACAAAAGAACAGUAUUGCAACCCUCCGUGCAUCUGUGAAGUUGACUGUUAUGGAGUUCUCAUCCAGCAGACUUGUCCUGUCAAUGUCCCUGAUUACUGCAUUACAUGUGCAAGCUGUCCUCCUGGCACAAGGAAGAGCCCUACUGGAAUUUAUUGUGAACGUCCUCCACCUCGUGGAGAGUGUGUUACAACAGUAGUGCCAACAACUCAAGGUGUUUGCUUGGACCCAAUGAGCCCAUUUGGCACGGAUCUAGAAAAGGCUAAUUCACGAGAGACCCGACCACCACAUGGAGCUGAUGUCACCACCUACAUCGGGGAAGAGAUUCCAUGGCGCCCCGGUGUGCCAGACUCUAAAGUCACUGUGUUGUUCAAGCAGCAGGUCCAUAUUAAUGCAGUGAGACUCCAGGCAGCGGAAUACCAAGAUGGCACAUACAAGCUCCAGGCAAUCUUCCUGCACCUUUUCCCCUUGACAGGUGCAAUCCAAGAAACAGUCCAUACCUUCGAGACCACCCUCACAGGGGAUACACCAAGCGACUACUUUUUCCCAAAUGAAAUGAGUUUUGUCAUGAAUGUGACAUUGAUUGUUAUGUCCACUUCUGAGUUCAACUCAACGCUGAGGUUGGACUUCCUUGGAUGUACUGAAGAGCUCCCCACUACAACCCCCAUUGUAACCACUACAGCUCCAUCAACAACGGAAGUUACAACAACAGUGAGUACCACUGCCAAGCCAAGUACGACUGAAGAAUACACCACAACAAUUCGGACCACUACUCCGGAGGCUACUACUACACAAAUAACAACAGUGGAAACAACUACAGAGAAAGCAACAACGACAGUUGUUACAACUCAGCUUACAACAAAUGAAGGUACUACAACAGAAACACCAACCACCACCACAGAGUCCAUUACCACGGCUGUGACAACAACCACUCCGGAGGUGACGACCACUGAGAUGACUACAAGGGUUCUAUCAACUACUGAGGCUUCCACAACAGCUGCUCCAUCUACAACGAAGGCAGAAACUACUCGUUUGACCACCACCGAAAGCACCACCGCACAGCCUUCAACUACAGUCAAGGAAACCACCACUAUUGUGUCAACUACUCCAGAAGUUACAACAACAGUGACAACAACAGCUGCAUCAACCACAAAAGCCUCUACAACAGCAGAAAUAACAACAGUUACCACUACUCAGGAAAUUACGACGGUUCCAGCAACAACUCGGAUGCCAACUACUGAAAAAGUCACAACUACCACUGUCUUAACAACAACUCCUGAAUCUACAACAUCUGAACAGAUGACUACAGCUUUGUCUACCACGGCAGCUUCUACCACUGGUCCUCCAAGUACAACGGAGAAGUCAACUACUCGUGUGACAACUACAGAGGCUCCCUCAACAACUGCCCCACCUUCAACAACUGCCCCACCUUCAACAACCAAGGAGGUAACAACAGUCGUAACCACUACCCCUGAAUCUACCACAAAGGAAGUCACCACAGUGGAGUCUACAACAGUGUCAACUACUUCACCACCAUCAACUACUCCAGAGGUAUGUGCGGAUGAUCUUGACAAAUUGCCAAAUGUGACGAUAAUACGCGAAGACCCAGAAUCAGGCAAUGAAUUACCUCCGACUGAUUGGUGGCGCCCUAGCAACCCACCCAACGAUGUUACAUCACCACACAAUGGAUCAUGUUUGGGGGCUACCUUCAGCCCACGGGUUGAAAUCACGUCGGUCAUCAUAAAGACAGAACAAGGCCCACCGGGAGACAUAACUGUUUCCUUCAAAUUUCAACCAGGUGACAGGCAACCAUACCUGCCUCUAGUAGAUGAAGCUGGCUCUCCUAUCUUUAUUGGCAAAACAGAUCAAAAGAUCUAUCUACCAUCCAGUAUGGCGUUGGUGACGGGACUCAAAGUUUGCAUCAUCACCUCAAACCCAGAUGGUUACAAAGUGAUAUUCAACGGUUGUGAACAUGGAGUGACUACAACCAGUGCACCCUCAACAACAGAGGCACCCUCAACAACAGAGGCCUCCACAACAGAGGCUAGAACCACUGUUGUGAGUACUACCGUUACUUCAACUGUACCAUCAACUACUGAGGCACCAUCGACUACUGAGGAGGUGACAACCACUGUUGUGUACACAACUACUCCAGAGUCAACUACAGUUGAAGAGACGACUACAGUACUGAGCACCACUGAAGAAAGUACAACUGGUCCUCCAAGUACAACGGAGAAGUCAACUACUCGCGUGACAACUACUAAGGCUCCCUCAACAACUGCCCCACCUUCAACAACUGCCCCACCUUCAACGACCAAGGAGGUAACAACAGUUGUGACCACUACCCCUGAAUCUACCACAAAGGAAGUCACCACAGUGCAGUCUACAACAGAGGCCUCCACAACAGAGGCUAGAACCACUGUUGUGAGUACUACCGUUACUUCAACUGUACCAUCAACUACUGAGGCACCAUCGACUACUGAGGAGGUGACAACCACUGUUGUGUACACAACUACUCCAGAGUCAACUACAGUUGAAGAGACGACUACAGUACUGAGCACCACUGAAGAAAGUACAACUGGUCCUCCAAGUACAACGGAGAAGUCAACUACUCGCGUGACAACUACUAAGGCUCCCUCAACAACUGCCCCACCUUCAACAACUGCCCCACCUUCAACGACCAAGGAGGUAACAACAGUUGUGACCACUACCCCUGAAUCUACCACAAAGGAAGUCACCACAGUGCAGUCUACAACAGAGGCCUCCACGACAGAGGCUAGAACCACUGUUGUGAGUACUACCGUUACUUCAACUGUACCGUCAACUACUGAGGCACCAUCGACUACUGAGGAGGUGACAACCACUGUUGUGUACACAACUACUCCAGAAUCAACUACUGUUGAAGAGACGACUACAGUACAGAGCACCACUGAAGAAAGUACAACUGGUCCUCCAAGUACAACGGAGCAGUCAACUACUCGCGUGACAACUACUGAGGCUCCCUCAACAACUGCCCCACCUUCAACAACUGCCCCACCUUCAACGACCAAGGAGGUAACAACAGUUGUGACCACAACCCCUGAAUCUACCACAAAGGAAGUCACCACAGUGCAGUCUACAACAGAGGCCUCCACAACAGAGGCUAGAACCACUGUUGUGAGUACUACCGUUACUUCAACUGUACCGUCAACUACUGAGGCACCAUCGACUACUGAGGAGGUGACAACCACUGUUGUGUACACAACUACUCCAGAGUCAACUACAGUUGAAGAGACGACUACAGUACUGAGCACCACUGAAGAAAGUACAACUGGUCCUCCAAGUACAACAGAGAAGUCAACUACUCGUGUGACAACUACUGAGGCUCCCUCAACAACUGUCCCACCCUCAACAACUGCCCCACCUUCAACAACUGCCCCACCUUCAACAACUGCCCCACCUUCAACGACUGCUCCACCUUCAACAACUGCCCCACCCUCAACAACUGCCCCACCCUCAACAACUGCCCCACCUUCAACAACUGCUCCACCUUUAACAACUGCUCCACCUUCAACAACCAAGGAGGUAACAACAGUUGUGACUACUACCCCUGAAUCUACCACAAAGGAAGUCACUACAGUGGAGUCGACAACAGUGUCAACUACUUCACCACCAUCAACUACUCCAGAGGUAUGUGCGGAUGAUCUUGACAAAUUGCCAAAUGUGACGAUAAUACGCGAAGACCCAGAAUCAGGCAAUGAAUUACCUCCGACUGACUGGUGGCGCCCUAGCAACCCACCCAACGAUGUUACAUCACCACACAAUGGAUCAUGUUUGGGGGCUACCUUCAGCCCACGGGUUGAAAUCACGUCGGUCAUCAUAAAGACAGAACAAGGCCCACCGGGAGACAUAACUGUUUCCUUCAAAUUUCAACCAGGUGACAGGCAACCAUACCUGCCUCUAGUAGAUGAAGCUGGCUCUCCUAUCUUUAUUGGCAAAACAGAUCAAAAGAUCUAUCUACCAUCCAGUAUGGCGUUGGUGACGGGACUCAAAGUUUGCAUCAUCACCUCAAACCCAGAUGGUUACAAAGUGAUAUUCAACGGUUGUGAACACGGAGUGACUACAACCAGUGCACCCUCAACAACAGAGGCACCCUCAACAACAGAAGUCUCAACAACCGAGACUAGAACCACUGUGGUGAGUACUACCGUUACUUCUACUGUACCAUCAACUACUGAGGCACCAUCAACUACUGAGGAGGUGACAACCACUGUUGUGUACACAACUACUCCAGAGUCGUCCUCCAAGUACAACGGAGCAGUCAACUACUCGCGUCCUCCAAGUACAACGGAGCAGUCAACUACUCGCGUGACAACUACUGAGGCUCCCUCAACAACUGCCCCACCUUCAACAACUGCCCCACCUUCAACGACCAAGGAGGUAACAACAGUUGUGACCACUACCCCUGAAUCUACCACAAAGGAAGUCACCACAGUGCAGUCUACAACAGAGGCCUCCACGACAGAGGCUAGAACCACUGUUGUGAGUACUACCGUUACUUCAACUGUACCGUCAACUACUGAGGCACCAUCGACUACUGAGGAGGUGACAACCACUGUUGUGUACACAACUACUCCAGAGUCAACUACAGUUGAAGAGACGACUACAGUACUGAGCACCACUGAAGAAAGUACAACUGUGUCAACUACUUCACCACCAUCAACUACUCCAGAGGUAUGUGCGGAUGAUCUUGACAAAUUGCCAAAUGUGACGAUAAUACGCGAAGACCCAGAAUCAGGCAAUGAAUUACCUCCGACUGACUGGUGGCGCCCUAGCAACCCACCCAACGAUGUUACAUCACCACACAAUGGAUCAUGUUUGGGGGCUACCUUCAGCCCACGGGUUGAAAUCACGUCGGUCAUCAUAAAGACAGAACAAGGCCCACCGGGAGACAUAACUGUUUCCUUCAAAUUUCAACCAGGUGACAGGCAACCAUACCUGCCUCUAGUAGAUGAAGCUGGCUCUCCUAUCUUUAUUGGCAAAACAGAUCAAAAGAUCUAUCUACCAUCAAGUAUGGCGUUGGUGACGGGACUCAAAGUUUGCAUCAUCACCUCAAACCCAGAUGGUUACAAAGUGAUAUUCAACGGUUGUGAACACGGAGUGACUACAACCAGUGCACCCUCAACAACAGAGGCACCCUCAACAACAGGUCCUCCAAGUACAACGGAGCAGUCAACUACUCGCGUGACAACUACUGAGGCUCCCUCAACAACUGCCCCACCUUCAACAACUGCCCCACCUUCAACGACCAAGGAGGUAACAACAGUUGUGACCACUACCCCUGAAUCUACCACAAAGGAAGUCACCACAGUGCAGUCUACAACAGUGUCAACUACUUCACCACCAUCAACUACUCCAGAGGUAUGUGCGGAUGAUCUUGACAAAUUGCCAAAUGUGACGAUAAUACGCGAAGACCCAGAAUCAGGCAAUGAAUUACCUCCGACUGACUGGUGGCGCCCUAGCAACCCACCCAACGAUGUUACAUCACCACACAAUGGAUCAUGUUUGGGGGCUACCUUCAGCCCACGGGUUGAAAUCACGUCGGUCAUCAUAAAGACAGAACAAGGCCCACCGGGAGACAUAACUGUUUCCUUCAAAUUUCAACCAGGUGACAGGCAACCAUACCUGCCUCUAGUAGAUGAAGCUGGCUCUCCUAUCUUUAUUGGCAAAACAGAUCAAAAGAUCUAUCUACCAUCCAGUAUGGCGUUGGUGACGGGACUCAAAGUUUGCAUCAUCACCUCAAACCCAGAUGGUUACAAAGUGAUAUUCAACGGUUGUGAACACGGAGUGACUACAACCAGUGCACCCUCAACAACAGAGGCACCCUCAACAACAGGUCCUCCAAGUACAACGGAGCAGUCAACUACUCGCGUGACAACUACUGAGGCUCCCUCAACAACUGCCCCACCUUCAACAACUGCCCCACCUUCAACGACCAAGGAGGUAACAACAGUUGUGACCACUACCCCUGAAUCUACCACAAAGGAAGUCACCACAGUGCAGUCUACAACAGUGUCAACUACUUCACCACCAUCAACUACUCCAGAGGUAUGUGCGGAUGAUCUUGACAAAUUGCCAAAUGUGACGAUAAUACGCGAAGACCCAGAAUCAGGCAAUGAAUUACCUCCGACUGACUGGUGGCGCCCUAGCAACCCACCCAACGAUGUUACAUCACCACACAAUGGAUCAUGUUUGGGGGCUACCUUCAGCCCACGGGUUGAAAUCACGUCGGUCAUCAUAAAGACAGAACAAGGCCCACCGGGAGACAUAACUGUUUCCUUCAAAUUUCAACCAGGUGACAGGCAACCAUACCUGCCUCUAGUAGAUGAAGCUGGCUCUCCUAUCUUUAUUGGCAAAACAGAUCAAAAGAUCUAUCUACCAUCCAGUAUGGCGUUGGUGACGGGACUCAAAGUUUGCAUCAUCACCUCAAACCCAGAUGGUUACAAAGUGAUAUUCAACGGUUGUGAACAUGGAGUGACUACAACCAGUGCACCCUCAACAACAGAGGCACCCUCAACAACAGGUCCUCCAAGUACAACGGAGAAGUCAACUACUCGCGUGACAACUACUAAGGCUCCCUCAACAACUGCCCCACCUUCAACAACUGCCCCACCUUCAACGACCAAGGAGGUAACAACAGUUGUGACCACUACCCCUGAAUCUACCACAAAGGAAGUCACCACAGUGCAGUCUACAACAGGUCCUCCAAGUACAACGGAGCAGUCAACUACUCGCGUGACAACUACUGAGGCUCCCUCAACAACUGCCCCACCUUCAACAACUGCCCCACCUUCAACGACCAAGGAGGUAACAACAGUUGUGACCACUACCCCUGAAUCUACCACAAAGGAAGUCACCACAGUGCAGUCUACAACAGUGUCAACUACUUCACCACCAUCAACUACUCCAGAGGUAUGUGCGGAUGAUCUUGACAAAUUGCCAAAUGUGACGAUAAUACGCGAAGACCCAGAAUCAGGCAAUGAAUUACCUCCGACUGACUGGUGGCGCCCUAGCAACCCACCCAACGAUGUUACAUCACCACACAAUGGAUCAUGUUUGGGGGCUACCUUCAGCCCACGGGUUGAAAUCACGUCGGUCAUCAUAAAGACAGAACAAGGCCCACCGGGAGACAUAACUGUUUCCUUCAAAUUUCAACCAGGUGACAGGCAACCAUACCUGCCUCUAGUAGAUGAAGCUGGCUCUCCUAUCUUUAUUGGCAAAACAGAUCAAAAGAUCUAUCUACCAUCAAGUAUGGCGUUGGUGACGGGACUCAAAGUUUGCAUCAUCACCUCAAACCCAGAUGGUUACAAAGUGAUAUUCAACGGUUGUGAACACGGAGUGACUACAACCAGUGCACCCUCAACAACAGAGGCACCCUCAACAACAGGUCCUCCAAGUACAACGGAGCAGUCAACUACUCGCGUGACAACUACUGAGGCUCCCUCAACAACUGCCCCACCUUCAACAACUGCCCCACCUUCAACGACCAAGGAGGUAACAACAGUUGUGACCACUACCCCUGAAUCUACCACAAAGGAAGUCACCACAGUGCAGUCUACAACAGGUUAG
Patiria miniata (bat star) is the source of this 16425-nucleotide messenger RNA. RefSeq names its product mucin-2-like. The transcript is spliced from 83 exons. Bases 1 to 16425 code for a protein of 5474 amino acids. Gene Ontology annotation, molecular function: protein binding. NCBI's taxonomy places the organism in Eukaryota, Metazoa, Echinodermata, Asteroidea, Valvatida, Asterinidae. The record is from RefSeq and is a predicted model, not a curated record.